Molecule: messenger RNA, 978 nt
Organism: Gavialis gangeticus (Gharial)
Lineage: Eukaryota; Metazoa; Chordata; Crocodylia; Gavialidae
Gene: INS
Product: insulin
Exons: 3
Coding region: 543-866 (107 amino acids)
Cellular component (GO): extracellular region
Molecular function (GO): hormone activity
Source: RefSeq, a predicted model, not a curated record
CACAGUCUCAUCAACAAUUCUGGGCUCUCACCAGAUACUCAGUGGAGUGAAAUUAAUCUAACAUAUUAACAUGUUUGCUUUUCUCUAAUUUCACCCUUCAGAACCAGCUGUUGAAAGUGGUAGCCUGUUGGCCACUUCCAUCCCAGCAAUAUGGAUUGCCCAGCAUUAGUGCAAUCAUUAGAGCUUUAAUUGCACCAUUAUCUCUUGCUAAAAGGGUCCUGACAACUCAGGGCAGAGCUUCUGAGGUGCAACUACAGGCUGAAAGUGAAAUGAGAUGGAAACUGCAAACUGUUGCUUCUAUCUUAACUCUCUUAAAGACCUGUUGAUGCUACCAGGGAAGAUUUAAUGUGCCCAGGCAGCAAAAAAUUUUGGGCAAGGGACUGUUGAGGGGGUGGAGCUCUGACUAACUCCUGUGUCAUUUGAGUUAAUAUAAAGGAUAUAAAUAUGGCAAAUGAAGGAUGUGGAAGUUAUAAGGAAACACGCUCUGAGCAAUAUUCACUUCUCUCACUUCCACUCACUAAGGCCUCACCCCUCAUCCCACCAUGGCUCUCUGGAUCCACUCACUACCUCUCCUGGCCCUCCUUGCUCUCUCCAGCCCCAGCGUCAGCUAUGCUGCCGCUAACCAGCGCCUCUGUGGCUCUCACUUGGUGGAUGCUCUCUAUCUGGUGUGUGGUGAAAGGGGUUUCUUCUACUCUCCUAAAGGUCGACGGGACCUUGAACAGCCUCUAGUGAAUGGGCCUCUGCGGAAUGAAGUGGAAGAGCUAGCAUUCCAACAGCAGGAAUAUGAGAAAGUGAAGAGGGGAAUUGUUGAGCAAUGUUGCCAUAACACCUGCUCCCUUUACCAGCUGGAAAACUAUUGCAACUAGCAAAAUGAUGCAGACUGAAAGGAGACUGUGUGUGUAUAUAUGUGUGUGUAUCUGCAUGUGUGCAUGAAAGAGGCAGAAAGGCACUUUGGAACGGCACCUUCAAAGCAACUGA